Molecule: messenger RNA, 4362 nt
Organism: Cornus florida
Lineage: Eukaryota; Viridiplantae; Streptophyta; Magnoliopsida; Cornales; Cornaceae
Exons: 7
Coding region: 286-3792 (1168 amino acids)
Source: RefSeq, a predicted model, not a curated record
CCCUUUCUCUCCUCGUGAGGCGUUUCUAUCGAUUGGUAUUUGUUACGCAUAGAUAAAUUUAUAAUUUUUCUAAUUGAAAAUGGGAGAUAGAGAAAUACAAGGGGAGAUUUAUUUACGCAAAUUACAGGGGUGCUAUGUAAUUUUACCAAAAUUUAACCAAAAAAAAUAGUGACAACUUUUACUCACCGUCACUCUCUUCGCUUCGAAGGAGAGAGACGCCUCAGCUCGGUCUUCGGGUCUAUACUGUCCGCGUAACUGUUGACCAAUUACCUUUUACACAAAGAAAUGAUGGGUCUAGGGUCUUUGGGUAAUGGAGGAUCGACAUCAUCGUCUUCCAAUUUAUCGGCUUUAGCACCGCCUUUUACUGUUGAUAGAUCUAAUCCCAAACCCAUGUCUAACCCACUCGUGAAUUUCACCGAACCACCUUAUGCUGUGCCAUUCAAUUCUUCAUCACAGUAUUGGUCAAAUUCAUACUCUUCAGCUUCUAGACCUGAUUUCUUUUCGAAUGUAAAUCCAGAAGUCGAUUCGAUACGGACCACUUGUGUUGCUUCAGUGACUAGUUUUGGGUUUUCAGGAUCUCAAUCUAUCAACUCACCAAGUGCCAAUUGGUCUCCUUUAAACCCUAGUGCUAAAGAUGCAAUUGAUGUUUCAUAUCUUCGAUAUUCAGGCGACAUACCGACUAGUCUUGUUGAAUCUAAACCAUUUUAUCCCCCAUAUGUCUCACCCGUGGUUGACCAUGAUACUCCUUUGUUGGCCCUUAAUGAACCUAGUUUUGAUUUGUUGCCUAUGUCCCAUGUUGUCCCCUCGGAUGUACCCUCUCAAGUUGAUUAUACACGAAGCUUGUCUGGUCUGGAGUAUACACCACACUGGGGUGGCAUUUGGAAUGGAUUGGCUAAUGAGGAGCAUGGUAAAAGGGUAGAGCUUGAAAGGAAUUUCUGCUCGGAGGAGAUGAACAUUGCUGGUUCAUAUGUUUACAGUAAUUAUAUGGAGCAAGGAGCUCAUAUAGCUGAGAGCUUGAGCAAAUGUGAAGAUGAUUCUGCCAUUUUACACAGCAAAUAUGUUGAUAUUCUGGAAAGAGAAAACCAUAGUGUACCUCUAAGCACUGAACAAUUGGAUGAUAAAUCAUUUUUAGCACAAAAUCCCAUGUUCAAUGCUGCAGGAUCCUCAAGAACAUCAAUCUUGGGUGCUACUUCAGUAUUUCCAGAAUCUCAUCCGCAAGUACCAUCCCUCGAGUCAGCCUCAAAAUCCUGGAACUUUCAAAAGCCACACGUUCCUUCACAUGAGAAAUGCUUCCAACUGCUUGAUUCUUGCAUGAAUGAUUGCAUAUUAGUGACAAAAUCUUCUCCUGCACUGGUCAUUAGACCACCUGCCACUGGCACCAUUUCAGUACCAAGUAGGAUUCUAUCUGAUAAUGUGAAUUUUAUUGGCAAUAUUGCUGCAGUCAACACUGAGGAGUUUGAUGAUCAUAAUACAUCAAAGAGAAAAGAGGCUCAUCUGUCACUGAGUUCUGAAGGGAAAGAAAGAUGCUUGGAUACAAGCCAAGUCAGCUUCUAUCUGGGAGGAAAUGACUCCUUUUUUGCUGCAUCCUCAACCAAAAAAGAAGAGCUACCAAACAGGUUGGUUGGCAAGGAUGUUUUGGACCAUACGUUCAAACCUAGAUCUGAAUUUCAAGUUCCUGAUAUAAAUGCCCCAGAUGGCUUUGUUUUGGCAGUUGAUAGUGCUAAAAAUGUUGGUUCAGUUGAGAAUUCUUCUGAGAGUUUAGAUCAUCAUAAUCCUGCUGUCGAUUCACCCUGCUGGAAAGGAGCUCCAUCUUCUUAUUUUUCUCCAUUUGAGGAGUCUAAAGCAGUAACUCCACAGCAUGUUAUGAGGACAUUAGAAACAUCCAGUAAUUUGAAUCUUCAAGGGACUCAGGUUCUAUCUCCCUAUGCUGAUGAUUGUGUAAAAGUCUCGUCUCAGAAACUAUGUGAGAGUAGUGCUCUCCAUGAGAUUGGGUGCAAGAAAAAUCAUUCAUCACUUUUGGCGAACAGAUCUUCAAAUUUUUAUUCUGCUGCUCAAGAACACAGGUCCGAUGAUGCUGUGAAAGUGGGACUGGAUUGUCCAAAACUAAGCAGUAGCUGUAGAGUUCAAUUUUCAAAUGACAUUGACAAACCCAGAAAGGAAUAUGACCUACUUAAUUACUCAAGUUGUGAUUCUGACUUUAAUCCUUCUCAAACCAAGCAACAGGAACUUGAAGAGCGUGUCAAAGUAUGGGCUGGUGUGGCGGACACUCGGAUGAAUACCAAUAAUGCUUUGGAAUAUGGUUGUGUGCCACUCCAUGCUACUAUGGAUAAUGUCUCAUGUUUGCCUUCUGGGGAAGAUGCUAGUAGGCUGGCAAAACUGCAUGAGGGAGAAUCAGCUCCAAAAAUGAAUGUUCAGAUGCUAGUUAAAGCAAUGCAUAACCUUUCAGAAUUACUUCUCUGUCAUUGCUCAAAUGAUACAUCUGCACUGAAUGAACAAGAUCACGAAGCCCUCAAGCAUGCAAUCAACAAUCUUGAUGCAUGUUUAUCAAAGAAGAAUAGACGAAUGACUCCCACACGAGAAUCAUUCUCUCCCCAGCAAAGCAUUUCUCAAAAACUUGGAGUGUUACCUGAUCUUCACAAGGCAUCCAGUGCAAGCAAGCCUAAGGUGACGGGAGAAGCAGCUGCUAAUUCUCAUGGUCAGAUUAAAUUUCAGCGUAUGCACAAGGAGAAGAGGAAUCAUAACGCUGCUGGUAAGAAAGUUAACAGAUUUCCAGAUUUUCUCUCUUUAAGGGAUGACGCAGACAUUGUGAGAGAUGAUAGCAUGGUACAGGCUAUAAAGAAGGUUUUGAAUGAGAAUUUUUGUGGUGAGGAAGAAAUGCAAACACAGACACUCUUGUAUAAGAAUCUGUGGCUUGAGGCAGAAGCUGCAUUAUGUGCCAUCAAUUAUAGAGCUCGCUUUGAUCGUACGAAGAUUGAGAUGGAGAAAUGCAAUUCGCUCAAAGCAAAAGGUGUAUUAGAAGAUACCGGGCCCAUAGAGAAAUCUUCUCAUCCAAACAUAGCUGACAAGCUUACAACUGAGGCUAGAGAUUGCCAGAUCCCGGAUAUCUCCUUCCUAGAAUCCCCUAAUUCAAGCACAACCAGCCAUGUUGAUGAUGUUGAGACUUCCGUGAUGGCCACAUUUCAAAUCCUAAAAGGCCACAGUGAGAGCUCAAGUUCUGGGAUUAUGGAAGAAAAACAACUGCCCAAGGAGGUUGAUGCUGGAUGUACAGACGAUGUUGAGGCUUCCGUGAUGGCCAGAUUUCAAAUCCUAAAAUGCCGUGGUGAGAACUCAAGUUCUGGGAUUAUGGAAGAAAAACAACUGCCCAUGGAGGUUGAUGCUGGAUUUACGGACGAUGUUGAGGGUUCCGCAAUGGCCAGAUUUCAAAUCCUAAAAUGCCGUGGUGAGAACUCAAGUUCUGGGAUUAUGGAAGAAGAACAACUGCCCAAGGAGGUUGAUACUGGAUUUACGGUUAACAUAACUCGCUGGCCAUUUAUUGGAGUCGAAUCAGAGGGUGGACGUUCUGACGUUGGUUUGGGACCUCAAUUGAAGCAUCACACUGGCGAUGUUAGUGAAACAUUUGGCCCAUUUGUAGGUAGUUCUGAUCAUGAAACCGUGAAAGCUGUCACAGAUGAUCUAGUGAUCCAAUCUUGUAGAAACAGCAAGCAGUGGAAUCAGCUUCCUUCAGUGUGGAAUGAUACCGCGUCAUCUGACUGGGAACAUGUACUGAAGGACGAGUUUGCAUGGAAGAACUGAUCAUGGACCUCAAUUUGGAAUCUGAAUCCUCAGAGUUCGUGAUUUGUAGGUGAUUUCAUGGCAGCAGGCCAUCACAUUAUCUGUCAGUGGCUUGCGUUUCCGAAUAUGAGGCCUAUUAAUUCAUACACGGCCUAUUUAUGAUCUGGGCAUCUUCCCUAAAGAAGCGAAACGAAACCAAAGUUCAUGUUCGGUUCUGAAUUAGAGAGUAAAAAUACUGAAUCGCGGGUAGAACAUCUAGCCUUCCAAGCUAACGAUGCUGGUUCGUUUUCCGGUACCCGCUCUAUAUCCUUUAGUAUAUAUCUAUGUCCGGAAGUACCGGAGGAUGUUCUUUUGCUGGCUGAUAUUUUCACCAUUAUUCGAUACACCCUCUGCUAUUCGAUACACCCUCUGCUUCUUACAUUCAGUGAAUCGUGGGAACAAUGAAGAAUAUCCAGAAAAGCAUUUCAGGAAUCGGCAAUUCUACUUGAUGCACAGCUAGUACUAGUACACCUACGAAUUCUUUUUAUUUGAUGCAAUAUCACAUCUGUAAUUUAAUGAUUUUUUAACCAAGCUAGAUUAUCUCAGUCGUAC